Molecule: messenger RNA, 555 nt
Organism: Daucus carota subsp. sativus
Lineage: Eukaryota; Viridiplantae; Streptophyta; Magnoliopsida; Apiales; Apiaceae
Exons: 1
Coding region: 1-555 (184 amino acids)
Source: RefSeq, a predicted model, not a curated record
AUGCAACACCUCAACUUCCCUCGCUGCACAAGCUGCCACGGCAGCGCGUCGCGUCACUCGCCGGCGAACAAUCUCUCCACCGUAACCUUCACCGUCCGUCACCGCGGCGACUUCCGGCGGCUCUGCACCUCAUGCGUCCUCAAAUACCACCCCAGCCACUUCUGCCCGAUCUGUUUCACCGUCUACGACGCCGAUUCGCCGGCUCCGACGAUCGAUCGCCGCGUGGUGUGUAUUUCGUGCCCGUCGAUUCUCCAUCCCGACUGCAUUGUUCCGGCGAUUAACUGUAAGUCGGCGCCGUACCAGUGUCCUCCGUGCCGGAACCCUAGUUUCAGGUUUUUUACGGCGGAGAGGGAGGGAGUUGAUGAGGAAUUAGCGCGGCAGUUUCUGGCGGCAGCGAAAAUUGCGGUGAUGUCUGUGAAGAAGGCGGCGAAGGAGGCGAGGGCGGUUGCAGAGAGGAGAGCCAUAGAGGCGAUUCGAGCAAGGAGGAUUGCGAAAGAAGCUGUGGCGCACCACUGGUUAGAUAAUGAUGAUGAUGAUCGUAAUGAAUUGAGUUAA